This is a messenger RNA of Diabrotica balteata, 1329 nucleotides long. The record is from the annotation of a GenBank genome assembly. Lineage: Eukaryota; Metazoa; Arthropoda; Insecta; Coleoptera; Chrysomelidae.
CUCACAGUCACAGAUCUCGAGAUCUCCUAGUCCUACUUCACAGUUAUUAGUGGUCUGUGAAAUAUAUUUGGUUAGGUUAGAGUGCCCGCAAUUGCGAAAUGCCCCUAUAGUUUUUUAUUUAUAAUUUACUCUUGUGUUUUUUUUUGUGUGAGUAGAAAAUGAAUCGUUGUACUAAGUGUAACAUAAACUUUUCGAAACCUUCAAACUUAACCGCACAUGUAAAAAGAAAACAUCCAGUAUGUACAAUCAAUUUUUUAGAUAUGCUACAUAUACUAGCGCCAAAGAACGUUAAACAAAGUAAAUCUACUGUGCCUUGCUUAGGAUGUAAUAAAAAGUUUGCAAAUUUUGGCAAUCUCAGACUUCAUGUAAAAAGGCAGCAUUCAGAUAAAUUAGACGAAAUAGCACCUGUUUACAAGAAAACUUAUGUAUGUUCCUGCUGCUCUGAAAGUUUUCAUAAUUUACAAAAAUUCUUUUCUCAUAAAAAAACUCAUAGUAAUGCCUUAACAAAAUUAAAGUGUGCGUUGUGUGAAAAUACCAAUUGUAGUCGAGAAAAUGUAAUUUCGCACUACAGGAGUGACCAUUUCAUUAACAUUGAAGAUAAUUACCUAGUAUUCGAUACUUUUGAAGAUUUUAAAUCUUGGAAAUGCAAGGUGGAAGAAGAAACAUUCUCAUCAUUUGUAAAAAUGUAUGGUUCAAAGAAAAUCGGUAACUGUACCACAACAAACUAUAAUUGUCAUAGGUCAGGUAUAUAUAAAAAGAAAGGGCAGAAUAUCAGAAAACUUAAAACUCAAGGCUCAAAUAAAAUUAAUGGUUAUUGUCCUGCAAGAAUUAAUGUUAAAUUUAUAGACAAUGAAAACUAUAUUGUCAACUUUUGUCCAACUCAUGUGGGGCACAAACAAGAGCAAAGAUUUAGGCCAUCUAUUUCUAAGCAGCACACAAAGAAGAGACCACCAAAAGAGAAAGCAAGAAAACUUGAGUCCAAACAAUUAAUAGCUUUAGCCUGUAAACACCUUGAACAACCACAAACUGAUUAUGAAAAAAUUGCUUCUGCUUGGGCAGUAGAACUUGAAAAAAUGACGCCUCAGCAACAAAUUUUUGCGAAAAAGGCCAUUAACGACAUAUUAUUUAAAGGUCAAAUGGGAACACUGCAUAGAAAUUCUGUGCAAAUUAUUACUUGUUCUCCUACAUCUACUCCAUAUAGUAACAUGCAACCAAGUUCUGUCUAUUUUGACAGUGUGCAACCUCAAGUACUAAUCACACAACAGACUAUGAAUAAGUCAGAGUCCCCUACUGUUUGAACUAUUUUUCAACUUUUCAAUAAAAAUGUAC